Macroventuria anomochaeta is the source of this 3800-nucleotide messenger RNA. RefSeq names its product aspartyl-tRNA synthetase. The record is from RefSeq and is a predicted model, not a curated record. Gene Ontology annotation, molecular function: ATP binding; RNA binding; aspartate-tRNA ligase activity. The transcript has a single exon. Gene Ontology annotation, cellular component: aminoacyl-tRNA synthetase multienzyme complex; cytoplasm; cytosol. Lineage: Eukaryota; Fungi; Ascomycota; Dothideomycetes; Pleosporales; Didymellaceae. Bases 471 to 3617 code for a protein of 1048 amino acids. Gene Ontology annotation, biological process: aspartyl-tRNA aminoacylation.
ACUGAAUCCAUUCCCGACCUCAUCCCUCGCCUUCGUAUCUCGAAUUCGAGGAUUCCCACGCAUUAUUGUACCAACGUCAUACCGACGCAUCCGCAGUCUCUUUUUGGUGAAUCCCAUCAAAACCCAACAAGCUUUCCAGCGCUAAACACGCUUUCGAAACGCUUUCGGUACGCACGCGCCACACCUUCCGGAAUUCAAAGGCACUUGCGUCAUACCGUGUGCAUCAAGAAAGCCAGCAGCACGUUCGCGAUCAGGAGUCCGGCGGCACCGUGGUUCCGGCUUAUCUCCCAUUGAUACAUCAGGGUCUUACUUUUCAUAUUCCCCCCACAGAGAUCGUGUUCUUCUUCAACAAACCUCCUCCCUACAUCCCUACGCUCCAUUCCGUCGGCUUGCCCCACCCUGCGAACUGGUAGUCUCUCCACACGCAAUCCGGGCACAGCUCUGACACCACAAACACCACAAACACCACAAUGCCGGCCGCACUCAAGAAAGCACUUGAGAAGCUCAAGCCGGGCCACAGCAGCCACGGCUCCGAAGACGAGAGCGGUGUCAAGUCGCCGAGUGGAGUGAAGUCGCCAGUAGGCGUGUCUGCUAAUGGCAGAGCCCAGUCUCCCGCGGCCACGCCGCGCUCUUCCGGCGUCUUUGCUCACAGGCCCAGCGGUGAGAUGAGGCGCGACCAGAUUGCUUCUCCCACAGAGAGCCGGUCAAGCCUCGACCAUGGCAGCGCCCCGCGCAAGUCCAUGACUGGCGUCUUCCACCGUGGCACGCAGAGCCCUAAUCGAUCUGGCUCUAAGGACCGCAAGCAUGAACGAAGCGGCUCACUUGGCACUCACAGCCCUAUGCGCGUUGUCAAGGAGAAACUUCACAUUGGAGACUCCUCCAGCGAUGAGGGCGGUCCUAUUAACCGCGAUGGCGAGCCAAUGUCUCGCAACCAGUUGCGCAAGCACGAGAAGCAUGCACAGCAGGAGGAGCGUCACAAGCAGAACAUGGAGAAGGAGGCAGAGAUCGAGAGGAGAAGAAAGGAGAUGGAGGAGCAAGCCAACGCCGAAUUGACACCAGAGCAGAAAGCAAAAUAUGGUGUCGUUCCUCCAAACAGUUAUGCUGGCGAGUGGAAGCAUCAACACCGCGCCAACAUCCAGGACUUCACAGUGGACGAUGUUGGCAAGGAGGUUAUCUUCCGUGCCCGCAUUCAUCACCUGCGUAAGAUGAGCUCCAAGUUCGUCUUCUUCGUUUUCCGUCAGCAGCUCGCCACCAUUCAGGGUGUCCUCAUGGAGCACUCAGAUAUCUCCAAGUACAUGCUGUACUGGGCGGAGCACCUUGAGGUUGAGAGUGUCGUCCUUGUUAAAGGCAUUUUGCAAGCGCCCAACUCGAAGCAGGGCGAAGUCACUGGUACCACCAUCCACGACGUCGAGAUCUCAGUGCACGCGCUGCACGUCGAAGCGGAAAUCGCCGACCAUCUUCCCUUCAACGUAUACGAGGCCGAAGUCACACAGGCCGACGUUGAUGCUGAGGUCGCCCAGCCUGACCACAAGGAGGGACACAACCGCGUCAGGAUUGCAGACAGGACACGCUUGAACAACCGCAUCAUCGACCUGCGAUCAACAGCAUCGCAAGGUAUCUUCCGCAUCCAGUCCGGCAUCUGCAAUCUUUUCCGCCAAGCUCUCGACGAGCAGGGCUUCAUCGAGAUUCACACACCCAAGUUGCAGGGUGGCGCCACCGAGUCUGGCGCCAGUGUCUUUAAGGUUGAGUACUUCAGCCGUGGUGCUUUCCUUGCCCAGAGUCCUCAAUUGGCGAAGCAGAUGGCUAUCUCCGCAGAUUUCGGCAAGGUAUACGAGAUUGGUCCCGUGUUCCGUGCUGAGAACAGUAACACAUACCGCCACUUGACGGAGUACACUGGUCUGGAUCUUGAGAUGCAGAUUGAUGAGCACUACCACGAGGUGCUCCGCGUUCUCGAUCGCACAUUCAAGACCAUCUUUAAGGGCAUCUACGAACGCUAUCGUCCCGAAAUCGAGGUUGUCAAGAAGCACUUCCCUCACGAGGACUUGGUCUGGCUGGAUCAGACCCCCAUUAUUCCGUUCGCUGAGGGUGUGCGCAUGCUCAAUGAAUCAGGGUGGAGAGACGACAACGGCAACCCGCUCGACGAGAAUGAGGAUCUGGGUACCAGGGACGAGGUUCAACUGGGCCGUGUCAUCAAAGAGAAGCUCGGCACCGACUACUAUGUACUGGACAAGUUCCCAGCCAACGCACGACCCUUCUACGCCAUGCAAGAUCCUAACAACCCUGAACUCACCAACUCAUUCGAUAUCUUCUGUCGUGGUCAGGAAAUUCUCAGUGGUGGUCAGCGUAUCCACGACUCUAGGUUGCUGCUUGACAAGAUGGCUAAGCUUAAGAUGGAUCCUUCGACUAUGGAGGAGUAUAUCCAAGGCUUCCAGUGGGGUGCACCACCUCACGGCGGUGGUGGUAUUGGUUUGGAGCGUAUUCUCAUGCUCUUGCUGAACCUUGGAAACAUUCGUCACGCAUCGAUGUUCCCUCGCGAUCCCAAGAGUUUGCCUGAGAAGCCUGUCAUUAAGCAGUUGCGCCAUCCAGACGCAAGCACUAUGCACCCACCGUGGGAGGGACAAGAUCGUGUCCUGGCCAACAUUGACUUGCAGCCCAUUGAGAAGCUCAUUGCCAAUUACGGUGAUGCGACCAAUACAUCGUGGCUCGAGCCACGCACAGAAGUCUGGCGUGACCAGCACACUGGUGCAGCAGUCGGUUUCGUGCCUCAGGAUGGUUUCGCCAUCACUGUUGGUGACCCUCUUUGCCACGAGUCUCAGUACCUGAAGACCAUGACUGGUUACCUGAAGUACAUCAAGAAGGAGCGCAACCUCAAGCCACUUUGGCUCCUUGUUGGUGCGCCUGUUGAGGAGGUGCUUGCCACGAAAUUCAACUGGCGAACAUUUUCAGUCACUGGCGAGCAGCGGGUGGACCCAGCCCACAACCCUGCAGAUAAGGAUGCGGAUAUUCAACGCAAGAUUCGUCACGCCGAGAAGGAAGGUGUUAAGAUCAGUGAUUACCCCAUCGGCACACCGCCACCACCAGAGGUCAAGAAGCAGGUUGAUGCUCGUGUCGAGGACUGGCUGAAGGGCCGUAAGGGUCGCCAGGUGCACUUGACCAACAUCCACCCAUGGCAGGAUGAGGAGCACCGACAGUACCACAUUGCACAAACCCCCGACGGCACCAUCGCUGCCUUCGUCGCAAUGGCACAGCUGUCUCCUGACCACGGUUGGCAGGUCAAGUACUCGCUCGAUUUCCCCAAUGCGCCCUCGGGUUCCAUUGAGUACAUCGUCACCCACGCGCUCAAGCAGGUCGCCGCUGCUGGUGCCGAGUCUGUUACUUUCGGUGGAGGAGCUAGCUCCAAGUUCACCCCAGGACACAAUGUCAAGGGCACUCGUGUCAAGGUACUCAGCCGCGCAUACCACGCUAUCGCGACCGAGCUCAAGCUUACCAACAAGACCGAGUUCCGUGAGAAGCUGGGUGCGGUCGACGACCCGAGUUACAUCUGCUACCCGCCGCACGGGCUGGGCCCUAUGGCGAUCAAGGCAAUCUUGAACUUCUUCGAAGAUGAUGAUAUGUAGACGGAUACAUGAUUUUGGUGGAGUGGAGCAAAGGCAUGAUACCAUGAGACGUUACGGCCGAGUAUACGAGUUGAUGAUUGCAUGUUGGCUCACUUCUCUUUUGUUAGUUUAGUGAGUCUAGUGAUGCUUCGUUUGAUUAGCUAUAGAUGAGCUUAUUCCCUAAUACAAUUCUCCUUACGCUAU